CAGAAUUUUACAGCUUUCCAAGUGUUGUUGAGCUCCCCGUUGUUCCAAUAUGAGUCAGUGUGCGGGUGCUGCCGGCACCGCGCGUCAGCGAGGGCUUUUGAGGAGUCAGGCUGGGAUACGCCCUGGUGCUGGGGGAAAGGGUGGGGCGGCAGGGAGGGCGCGCAAACCGCCAGAAGGUUCCUCAGGAGGGCAUUCCGGUGACGCCCAUGUGGUGGAGGGGAGGCGGAACAAGUGCUGCAUAUGCCAGGAGGCGAGAGACGAUACCGAUAAGGUGCGUGAGACCAACUGAUGCUGUGUUGAGGAGUCCCUGCAUCCUUUGUCUUGUGUGCAGGGCAUACUCUCCUGUGGGCAUGAAUUUUGCUUUGAUUGCAUUGCGCAAGUAAGCACAGACACUUAAGGGCAGAGAGAACCUGAUCAAUCCCGUAGCGCAUGCAUGAAUGUGUCGGUGUCUUGUUUCCGUUUCCAUUUCCAGGCUUUUAUCGCUCGCACCAAGGCCGGCCAUGCGUGCCAGUGCCCGCUCUGCCACCAGAGCAAAGUCAGCCCCAUCGUCACGCGCGAGACUCUCGUCCGCACGACGAGGUCCAGGAAGCGCAAGGCCCAGGACAUCUCCGAGGAGGAGGGCGACCCUUCCUCAUCGGAGGGGUAUGCUGUGCGCGUCGAGGACAAGUUGUAAGCCGCAUGCACGGAAAGAAAGGAGUCUUGCUCACACACAGCACUACUCAUUGCAUGCUGUCAUGCUGUCUGUCUGUGGUAUUGACCAUCGAUUGCAGCGAGGUCCGUGUGAAUGAGGACGGCGUUGAGGAGGUGUGGCGGAUCUCCAAACAGGACCUCUCACACAAGUAUGUACACGCGGACGCACUCACCUGCAGACAGCGCACAGCACAUCCCCGGUGUGUGUCCAUCCAUCUCUUUCUGUGCAGAGGUUUCAGAGGGCCGAUGAAGGGCGGGGAGAUGUGGCCGCCGGCCGAUUUUGAUGUGGAUCAGUUUAUGGAGGUCAUGUCGGACGCGGACAUCGACUACGUCACUCGCAAGGCCGUGUCAGUGCACCACAAGUGGACGGAGGACUCUCAGAUGAGAAAGUUUCGCCGACUGCAGACCGGUACAGAAGAGUGACGGCAGACACUCGGAGUAAACGACCCCUGCCCAUCCCAUCUUGUGUGUGUGUGCACGUGUGUAAUGCUUCUCAGUUAUGGAUACGCUGACUGCGCAGAAGGAGUACUGUGAGGUGGAGAGGAUCAAGGAGAUGAUCGACUGGCCAGGUAAACGACGCGGGGGAUGUCCGCCAUAUCUCUGUCUCUGCCUCUCUCUCUGUGCAUUGAUCAACAGAGCCCGGCGUAGGGGCGUGGAACAGGACGCACCAUCGUGGGCACAUCGACGGCGCGCUGACUCAGCAGUGGGUCCGCGAGGGCAAGCACAAGCACUUCCACAAAGAUUUCUACGACCGCUCCCACUGGACAGCCUAUCAGUUCAUGGACGCCGAGCUGCUAUGCGACCAGCAGCAGACGCGCCGGCUGAAGCGCUCCACAAGGGACCUGCUCUACCAACACGAUGUCAACUGUGUCCUCACCUCAGCCUGGCGACCAUAGCCUGCCUGGUUGCCAUGUCUCGCCGCUUCCUUCGUCGUCCAUGUCUCGUUCAUCCGCGUCUGUUUGAUGUCUGUCGGCCUGCCUGGACCCUCUCUCUCGUCUUUCUUCUGUUCCCUAUCGUGGCUAGCUAUCGGAUCCCAUCGAUCGCAGCUCCAACCGUUCACCCAUGCCCAUCGCCCGCAGUCCCUCCCUCCCUCCAUCUCGCCUCGCCCCUCCCCAGCCGCCCUGAGUCACCUCUGCCCAACCCAGCAAACGCGGCCAACAGUCGCUGAACCCUCCAUCGUCUUAGAUGGGCGCCCUUUCAUCUAUCGUCAUCUGCUUAUCACAAGGGCACCAGAGUGCUGGCUACGUACUGGCUGAGUCGACCUUUGCGGUGCGGCCGCCUGACUGAUCCACUCGUCUGUCUACGCCAUCCCAAUGGGCCGCCCGGACUUUGGCUGACGACGUCCACACCCCUCAGCGACUCGUCGCCGCAGCAGACCAAAACAAGCCAUCCACCGCCCUCUAUGUAUCGAUAUGGAUUGCCUGCUAUCGUCUGUCCGGUGUUUGUGGUCCGUAGCCAGCACAGUGCCCCAUUCAGAAGCCGGCCCCUUGCUUAUGGCGUCGAUCGUGCCCUACGUCUCUCGCUGCCAAGGCGAGCACAAAGCAGACAUCAGAGGGCGAGCACUCGACGGCUGUUCUCAGAAGAUCCCUGUCGCGAUCCAACCAACGCCCAAACCAACAGGGCAGCGGCGUCGAUUCUUCAUCAAGUCGGUCCAGAGGCGGCACAUCCAUCUGCGUCUCGUCCAUCCGCCUGACGGCAAGUCUUAUGACGGCUCGCGACGUCCAUCGACAGCCAAGCCGGCCCAGGCGCAGCAGGGCACAGCCGCCAAGCAAUCCGUCUGAGGGCCCAUGUGCGCGUGUGAAGCCGAGCGGCGUGUCGCGCCGAGGGCGUGUGAUAGAGCAUCUGCUCGGGGACCUCUUUUGGCUCUUCUUAUGUCUCGUCUCAUCUGCUGACUGCAUCCCCCCCACCCCCACCCCCGCAAGCAGCAUGAUGGUAUGGCCCACCGGCUGAGAGACAAGAGAGGACUCGAGGGAGUGUCAGGGAAGGAGCCACCGAGUGGGAUGCGCACGAGAGGGACGAGGGGGGCGGGCAGGGAGAAGUGGCGAUAGUCGGACAAGUCAUUUGCGGCAGAUUGAUAGCAUUCAUCAGUGGUCUUGCUAGAGAGGCUGAUAGGUUGCAGGUUGACGCGUACAUGUAUAUGUGUGUGUAUGACACAAACCCGAUAUGGUACCUUCGUG
Messenger RNA from Vitrella brassicaformis, 2867 nucleotides. The record is from the annotation of a GenBank genome assembly. NCBI's taxonomy places the organism in Eukaryota, Vitrellaceae.